ACGCCCUCUGUCUUUUGCAGAAUUGCAUUAUUGUGAUUCCCCAGCCAUUCUUGUACUACCAGUACGCGAGGAAAAUGAAACUUUCUUGUCAAUGGCCCAGCAUAUCUGUCCUCAAAUCUGCUCUCAUGAUUCGGUUUCCUUCCAAGGGAGAUGCUCUCAUCAUCAAGCUUUUGCUUUGGUUCUGUGAUGGGUUCACAUGCCAGACUGUGCCACUAGGUUAUAUAAACUUCCAUGACUCAUGCUCACACAGCCAUAGUCCACACUGUAGUACUGCAUCUGGUUAUGUCCAUGGGAAUAGUUUAAGCAUUCCAAAUCAACCUAUUCUGUUGACCUGUAAACAGGUCCUGGAUCAGGUUCUUGGCACUUUUGGAACUACUACUGCAGAUCUUUCGUAGGUGUGCAGUUAUUUUCUACAAGGGAUUUCUGUGAAAAAGAAGGAAAAUAGAAAGAAUCCGAAGUCAUGGAGGGUGGCAGCUCACUCAUUCCUCAAGCAAACAGUAAGGCAUCGGAGUUGGAAAUGCUGCAGAAACAGCAUGAGGAGAAGACGAUGAAGAUUCAAGAGCUGAAGAGACAAAUUGAAUCAGUGAAGCUCCGUUUGGAGAAGAGAAAGAAGGAAAUACCCGAGGAGAAAAUGGAAGCGUUCAAGGUCUUGAGUGAGAAAUAUAACAGCCUGAGAGAUGAAUACAAUGCACUGCUGGCCGAGAAGUUGGGGGAAAAUGAGUAAACCGACAUCGCUACUACUCCAGUACUAGUUUUACAUCUUUGAAAAAAAAUGUCUAACUUGAAUGCAUUUCUUUUCAAUGCUACAAUGUUACCAUUCAUCUUGGGCUAGACUGAUAUGUAGUUAAUUCCGGUUUCUCUCA
Messenger RNA from Vitis vinifera (wine grape), 863 nucleotides. RefSeq lists its product as uncharacterized. The transcript is spliced from 3 exons. Bases 461 to 724 code for a protein of 87 amino acids. Lineage: Eukaryota; Viridiplantae; Streptophyta; Magnoliopsida; Vitales; Vitaceae. The record is from RefSeq and is a predicted model, not a curated record.